AUGUCAGCCAUCCCGGAUCUAAGUCCGGCCCAAGUCGGCCACAUUGCUCCUCAGAAGCACGUCGAUAUCGACGGCACAACAGUCUCCUUCCCACUCGUCCUCACUCCCGGGAAUUCCGGGACUGGCACACCAGCGGACGCUCUCACCACCACUGAAGCUGUCGCCACCUGGAUCACGCGAAACCAGAAGCACUUGGGCGGCCUUGCAAAGACCCACGGUGCCAUCCUGCUCCGCGACUUUUGUCCACCCAUCUCCACAGCCGCAGACUUUGAUGCCGUAUGCAAGUCGUUUGGCCUAGAUGAGUUCCCGUACAUAGGCGGGGCAGCACCGCGGACCGUGGUGACCGGGUCCGUAUUCACUGCCAACGAGUCCCCCGCCGACCAGCUCAUCCCCUUCCACCAUGAAAUGGCACAGAGCAAGAGCCACCCCGGUGUCUUGUUCUUCUACUGCAUGAAAGCGCCACCGGAGGGCGGCGAGACCCCCAUUGUACUGUCCAACCUUGUGUAUGAGCGGAUCAGGGAAGAGUUCCCGCAUUUUGUAUCGGAGCUGGAGCAGAAGGGCGUUAGGUAUGUCAGGGUUCUGCCGGAGGUCGAUGACCCCUCCAGUGCGAUCGGGAGAGGGUGGAAGUCCACUUUCGCGGUGGACACCAAAGAGGACGCCGAAAGAGUCGGCAGAGAAAUGGGCAUGGAGCUGGAAUGGCUUGAGGGGAGCCUGCUCAAGACGACAACUGCCGUCAUACCGGCCACGAAGAAGGACCCGCGCACGGGAAAGACGUCCUGGUUCAACAGUAUCGUGGCAGCUUUCACAGGCUGGAAGGACACGCGCAACGAUCCGCGCAGGGCGGUGGUGUUUGGGGACGGCAGCCCCCUCGAUGCGGACAUCCUGCGCAGGUGCCAGGAGAUCAUGAACGAGCUCGCCGUGGCGUUUGAGUGGAAGCGAGGUGACGUCUUGGUGGUUGAUAAUUGGGUCACGCUCCACUCGAGGAAUUCCUUCAAGGGGGAACGGGUCAUCUAUGCAAGUCUAUGGAAGUAA
Molecule: messenger RNA, 1032 nt
Organism: Diaporthe citri
Lineage: Eukaryota; Fungi; Ascomycota; Sordariomycetes; Diaporthales; Diaporthaceae
Exons: 1
Coding region: 1-1032 (343 amino acids)
Molecular function (GO): oxidoreductase activity
Source: RefSeq, a predicted model, not a curated record